Messenger RNA from Neogale vison (American mink), 1256 nucleotides. It is a transcript of the gene RNF227, whose product is annotated as ring finger protein 227. Gene Ontology annotation, molecular function: ubiquitin protein ligase activity. The record is from RefSeq and is a predicted model, not a curated record. The transcript is spliced from 2 exons. Gene Ontology annotation, biological process: protein ubiquitination. The coding region runs from base 1 to 561 and encodes 186 amino acids. NCBI's taxonomy places the organism in Eukaryota, Metazoa, Chordata, Mammalia, Carnivora, Mustelidae.
AUGCAGCUCCUGGUGAGGGUGCCGUCCGUCCCGGAACGGGGCGAGCUGGACUGCGCCAUCUGCUACCGGCCCUUCAACCUCGCGGGCCGCGAGCCCCGCCGCCUGCCCGGGACGGCGCGCGCCCGCUGCGGCCACACGCUCUGCACCGCCUGCCUGCGCGAGCUGGCGGCGCGCGGCGACGGCGGCGGGGCGGCCGCGCGCGUGGUGCGCCUGCGCCGCGUCGUCACAUGCCCCUUCUGCCGCGCGCCCACGCCGCUCCCGCGCGGCGGGGUGGUGGAGGUCUCAGUGGACCCGGACUUGUGGUCGCGGCUGGAGGACAGAGCGCGGGCGGAGCGCAAGCCGGAUGAGGCGAGCGGCCCGGUCUCGGGAGGCGGCGACGCCGAGGACGAAGACCGGAGAGAGGAGGGGGUGGGACCCAGGAGCGCGGGCUGGCGCGCGCUCCGGCGGCUGGUGGAGCGGGUGCUGGCGCCCGCGCGCCGCUGGCGGCGGCCGCUGCCUAGCAACGUGCUGUACUGUCCGGAGAUUAAGGACUUGGCUCGCAUGAGCCCCUGCACGCUGUGACCGCGGCGGAAGGAAGGUGGUCGCUGCAUUCUCGAGGCGCGCUGGAGUGCAGGGUUGAGGCCAAGGCCACCGCGCGCCCGUCCCGGGAUUGGCUUUUGUAGGAGUUAAGCCUAGGGCAGGAGGGGCCGCCCUAGAAUGCCCCGGGAACACGGUGUACUGACUGGGCCAGGCUCGCGUCCUCGGGGGAGAGGCCCGGGGAUGGUGGAGACGGGUCCGCAUUCUCGUGGGAAAGACAGAGAGUGUGUCCUUAGCUGUGACUGGCUUUUGUCCAGGGCAGCUCUGGCCAUUUGGAACAAUUGGGCCCAUUCUAGCAAUUCUGUGUCAGUGGUUUUAAAUUUUUUUAAAAAUCGGCGAAGAGGCCGAUUUUUGUGUCCUGUUACUGUCACUUCUACGGCAUGUUAGCUGAGAAAAAAUACUAUUUUUCCCCCCCAGGGCUGGUAUGCUCAUCUUCCCAGAAUGGUAGUGUGUUCCUAAAAUUACUGAGAUGCCUCUGUGCCUUGCUUCAUUUCAGUCUCUCUUCAGCCUGUGAGGGCAGGUAUCAGGGUCCAAAGGGCAUUCAUCUGAGGCACCUAAUUAGGGCCAACCAGGGAUAGGAAAGCCGUUUGGUAAAGGCAUCACAUCUUAAUCUUUUUUUUUUUUAAGAUUUUAUUUAUUUAUGUAUUUGUCAGAGAGAGAGAGAGCGCUCACAAGCAGGC